CGCCCCCCCAGGGCAACCAGAGAGAGGCGAUACCGCCAAGCGCGCAGAGCGGCGCCCUGCUGGUCGGCCUCGUAACGGAAGUAGGCGCUGCGCGUCCGGAAGCGGUGGUGCGGCGGGGGCCGAGCGGGGUUGUCGCAAUGAAGCCGGCGGUGGACGAGAUGUUUCCUGAGGGAGCCGGUCCUUACGUGGAUCUUGAUGAGGCAGGGGGAAGCACGGGGCUGCUGAUGGACCUGGCCGCCAACGAGAAAGCGGUGCACGCCGACUUCUUUAACGAUUUUGAAGAUCUCUUUGAUGAUGAUGACAUCCAGUGAACUCAGUUGUCCAGCUAUGCAAUGCUGAGAUGUGGAUUUUUCUCUAGGAUCGCCUGUGGUGCCCAUUAUUUAUUAAAAUAAUCAAGACAGGAAAAUCACAGAGGGGGGGGAAAACCUGUAUAAGCUGCCUGGGGAAUAUGAAAACCAGAUGGUUAAAGAUAA
This is a messenger RNA of Harpia harpyja (harpy eagle), 473 nucleotides long. It is a transcript of the gene COPS9, whose product is annotated as COP9 signalosome subunit 9. NCBI's taxonomy places the organism in Eukaryota, Metazoa, Chordata, Aves, Accipitriformes, Accipitridae. The record is from RefSeq and is a predicted model, not a curated record. Bases 138 to 311 code for a protein of 57 amino acids. Gene Ontology annotation, biological process: negative regulation of protein neddylation. The transcript has 3 exons.